CCGGCUACUUGCCGCCUGUCUUCGCUGCGCACUCGGCAGUCACUCGGACACCGGAGAACCCGAAGCGCUGGAUUCAAGUGUUUAACCCGGUUUGUUUGAGACACUCGGUUCCUGCAGGUCCAACAGAAACACUGCAGGGAUGGGCGGGGAUCUGCAUGGCUGACGGACAGGAGCGAGGACCAAUCACAUGAUAAGAUGCUGGCUCGUAACCGCUUCCUCCUCCUGGUGGCAGUGGGCGGGGCAGCGAUAGCCAUCAUCAGCCUGAGCCUGCAGUUCUUGAACCUGAUCCCCACCACUCCCGUGCUGGACGAGCGACCGGUCCAGGCUGCAGAGAGAGGUGUAGGGAGGGCUCUGGGGAAGAGCAGGAAGAGAGUGUUCCCGGCGCCUCACACCCUGGAGCCCAACCCCAUCACUGAGGCUUACAGCUUUUGCAACACCCCCAACCGCACCGAACAGGCCUGGGAGGGUCACAGUCCUGCUGACUACAAGCUGCUGUCUGUCCAAGUGAUGAUUCGCCACGGGGACCGCUACCCUCUCUACUACAUCCCCAAGACCAAGCGGCCCGCCAUCGACUGCACCUUGUCCAUCAGCAGGAAGCCGUCCCACCCCCUGCUGAACCCCUUCAUCCACCACAUGGGGCAGGGGGGUCGCGGCCACUGGGAGUCACCAUUGGGCUCAGUGCCCCGUCUGCCCAACCACAGCGCCUGUGAGAUGGGAGAACUCACGCAGACAGGUGUGGUGCAGCACCUCCGCAGCGGGCAGCUCCUCCACCAAGCCUACAAGCGGCACAACUUCCUCCCCUCAGACUGGGCGCCCCGCCAGGUGUGGGUUGAGACCACAGGUAAGAGCCGCACUCUCCAGAGCGGACUGGCCUUCCUCUACGGCCUCCUGCCGGACUUUGAUUGGACGAAACUGACCACGCGGCACCAGUGGAGCACGCUGUUCUGCGGCUCGGCCUGCGACUGCCCCGCUAGGAACAGAUUCCUGGAGGAAGAGCAGAAGAGGCAGUAUCGGCUCCGAGUGAGCGACACCGAGCUCGAGAGGACUUACUCGGACAUGGCGCGGACUUUAGGUUUGCUCACCCGCCAGCUCCGAGCUGCAAACCCGAUAGACUCCCUGCUGUGCCACCUGUGCCACGGCAUUUCUUUCCCGUGUGUUCCCACGGGCGACGGCACCGGCGGAUGUCUGACGAUGGCGCAGUUUGCCGUAAUCCGUCGUCAGCAGCUAGACGAUGAGGCGGAUCGGAGGAGAGUGGGGCUGUACCAUAAGUACGCCAUCCUGGCCAUGUACCCCUACCUCAACCGGACCGCCGCCAAGAUGGAGCGCGUUGCCAAGGAUAACGAGGCAGGCAGACAGCGGCGUGCGGGAGGCGAGGAGGUCUUCAGCCUCUCCUCCGCCCACGACGUUACCAUGGCGCCGCUGCUGAGCGCACUGGGCGUGGAGGAGGCGCGCUUUCCACGCUUUGCAGCAAGGGUAGUGUUUGAACUGUGGAAGAGUCCCGCGGCCGUGCAAGGACCGCCGAAGAAGAGAGCCGGCAAAGGUGAGAAGUCGAAGGCGAGAGACGGGGAGCUCUUCAUCAGGGUGCUGUACAACGGCGAGGACGUGACGUUUCACACCACCUUCUGUCGCUCCCACGACCGCCACGCCAGCCAGCCGCUCUGCCCUCUGAGGAACUUCCUGUCGUUUGUGAGGAGAGACAUGUUCAGUGUGGUCAACGCCACAUCCUACCAGGAGGCCUGCUACAGGCGCCCCGGGUGACAGAUGGAGAGGAUGGCGCCCGAGUGAGGAUGGCGUUCAGCAGACGGUUCGACUUUCUUCUCUUUUUUUUUUUUCUUUUUUUUUUUAGCUCUUUUCCACUUUUGAAGACGGUGCACUUUUACGCUGCUCGUAGUUUCCUAAACAUUCAACAUGUUUCUAAAUAUAGACCUUUACACACACACACACACACACACACACCCACACACACACACACACACACACACACACACCCACACACACCCCCACACACACACACACACACCCACACACACCCCCCCCCCCCACACACACACAGUAACAUCAGUAUCUAACCUUCUUUGAACGCUGUAUGUUUUGUGUAAUUUAAGGGAAGUUUGACGGCACGUCGUCACUUUAUUCUACAUCCCAUAAACCCACGGACUCGUUCGAUUCCAGUUUUCCAAAAAAUGCUUGAAAGAAAAGGGAACAUGGAAACUGGAAGUGAUCUGCUGGUUUAAUCUUUCCUGGGAAAUAUUCUGUGUACAAUAAAUCUUUUCAAUGAAAACGACACUUUGGGAACAUUAUGACUCAUUCGUCACUUUUGUUUCUUUGGUUUGUUGUUUUAGUAAAACUAA
Molecule: messenger RNA, 2351 nt
Organism: Cottoperca gobio
Lineage: Eukaryota; Metazoa; Chordata; Actinopteri; Perciformes; Bovichtidae
Gene: pxylp1
Product: 2-phosphoxylose phosphatase 1
Exons: 6
Coding region: 196-1758 (520 amino acids)
Biological process (GO): chondroitin sulfate proteoglycan biosynthetic process; dephosphorylation; glycosaminoglycan biosynthetic process
Cellular component (GO): Golgi apparatus
Molecular function (GO): phosphatase activity
Source: RefSeq, a predicted model, not a curated record